CCUCCAUCUGAACUUAUGGGUACCUGUGUCGGCAUUGUACAAUACUUACAUGCAAUGUCAUCCAUGGAUACCUAGGGUAAUAUACUUCUUCCAUACAUACAUCUACAUCUUUCAUAUCCUAUUCCAUACGUAUCUCUUACCUCGUCGUCUGUAAAAAUAAAAUCACCCCUUUCCUCCUUGAUUCUUCCCUUUGGUUAGGUGUUAUUCUUUGGGUUAUGAUUAUAGUAACUAUCAUUAUCAGUAUUUAACCUAGGCAUACCUCCAAGUACCCACCUACGAAUCUUGGAAGUCAUUAAUCCCUUGAAAAUCAUUGUCGCGUAACCUACCAAAGCUUCUCCUCCCGCAAGACCCGAGUAGUAUAGCACAGUCACUUAUUACUCGCACUACUCACCAACCAUGACCACCUUCCCAAGCACAUAGCCAUGAUUGUCCGAAAUAUAACUCGGGCAGCCGGCCCAAGCCCGAGCUGUCUCGGCUUGAAUCGGCCCCAACUAAGCCCAUGGCUCUCGUUGUCGCAUACCACCACCACCACCACCACCACCACCCGAGUCUUCACUACCUCCCUCCAAUUGACCCUGCGAAGACCUCACCUAGGUUUACCUCAAGCCUUAACUCCAGCCUUGAAGACGGAUCAUAAUAUAGCCAAGUUCAGCUCCAAUGCCUCGAAGAAGCCAGCCGCCGCCACCCCGAAAGAUCCCCUUGCCGCCAUUGACAAGAAUGCUCAGGAGCAGCGCAAGGCGGAUUGGGCAAUCAUGAAAGAGAUGGCACAUUAUCUAUGGCCCAAGGACAGCCUCAACACUAAGUUGCGCGUGUCGUUGGCAGUUAUACUACUCGUUGGCGCCAAGGUGUUGAAUGUCCAAGUUCCCUUCUACUUCAAGAGCAUUGUAGACGCCAUGAACAUCGACGUGGGAGCUACGGGUGGCACUGCUGCCAUGAUCGCCGGAAGCAUGAUCAUCGCGUACGGUGCGACGAGGAUAGGAGCUACUCUAUUCCAAGAACUACGAAACGCCGUCUUCGCCUCGGUCGCUCAAAAGGCGAUCCGAAAAGUAGCCUGUAACGUCUUUGACCAUCUACUGCGCCUGGAUCUAAACUUUCAUCUCACGAAGCAGACCGGUGGAUUGACUAGAGCUAUCGACCGCGGUACGAAAGGCAUCAGUUUCCUGCUUACGAGCAUGGUAUUUCACAUUUUCCCUACGGCACUGGAGAUUGGCAUGGUUUGUGGGAUUCUCACUUGGCAAUAUGGCGCAAAGUAUGCUGUCAUUACCGCCGUCACUAUGACUGCGUAUACCGCAUUUACGAUCUGGACCACAUCCUGGAGAACCAAGUUCCGAAGACAAGCCAAUGCUGCAGACAACAAAGCUUCAACCGUAGCAGUGGACUCCUUGAUCAACUACGAAGCCGUCAAGUAUUUCAACAAUGAGAAGUUCGAGGUGGCUCGAUACGACAAGGCACUACAGGAGUACGAAAAAAGCUCCAUCAAGAUCGCCACCUCCCUAGCUUUACUCAACAGCGGCCAGAACAUAAUAUUUUCUGGCGCACUAACGGCCAUGAUGUAUCUCGCCGCCAACGGUGUCGCCAGUGGUUCCUUGACAGUUGGCGACCUUGUGAUGGUCAACCAACUAGUCUUUCAGUUGUCGGUCCCAUUGAACUUUCUCGGUUCCGUGUAUCGCGAGCUUAGACAGUCCCUUUUGGACAUGGAAACACUCUUCAACCUACAGAAAGUGAAUGUUUCUAUCAAGGAGCUCCCCGACGCGAAGGCGCUGCAUUUAGCCAAAGGUGGUGAGAUCAAAUUUCAGAACGUCAAUUUCGGAUAUAACGCCGAGCGCCCAAUUCUUCGGGAUCUCUCGAUGACUAUCCCUGCUGGGAAGAAGGUCGCGAUCGUAGGCCCCAGUGGAUGUGGAAAGUCUACGAUUUUGAGACUACUCUUCCGAUACUAUGACGUCGAGAAUGGCCGCAUCCUCAUCGAUGACCAAGACAUUCGUCACGUUACAUUGGAGUCACUGCGAAAGUCAAUUGGUGUCGUUCCACAAGAUACUCCCUUAUUCAACGACACCGUCGAGCACAACAUCCGAUAUGGCGAUUUGUCAGCUCCCGAAUCCAAGGUUAUAUCCGCCACUAAGCGUGCGCGCAUCCACGACAUUAUCUCGAGCUGGCCGGCCGGAUACUCUACCAAAGUGGGCGAGAGAGGCAUGAUGAUCAGUGGUGGAGAGAAGCAACGUCUCGCGGUCUCCAGACUGCUGCUCAAGGACCCACCGCUAUUGUUCUUCGACGAGGCGACGAGCGCGCUCGAUACCCAUACGGAGCAGGCCCUGAUGCAGAAUAUUAACAGUAUUCUCCGCGAAAAGUCGCGAACAAGCGUCUUCGUAGCCCAUCGCUUGCGAACUAUUUACGACGCUGACUUGAUCAUCGUGCUGAGAGAGGGUAGAGUCGCGGAGCAAGGAACCCAUAAGGAGCUGAUCGAUCGCGGAGGCCUUUACUCGGAGCUUUUUGCAGCCCAAGAAACGCUGUUCAAUUCUGACGGCGACAUCGAAGGGGUGAUUGAGAGUACCGCGGAUGCUGAAGUAAAGGAGGGAAGCAAGCAACCUCAGCCAUGAUGAAUUGCUGUACCUACCUACAUACUUGCAUAGUACUGUCCGGGUGGUUACUUGAGACAGUAAUAGGUUCUGUUAAAGGCUGUGGCCUUAUGAAUUGGUUAAGGGACCGUGCUUCCAUAAUGUUGUCAUGGAUAGCUAUGAUCCCUCGAGGAACCUGGCUUUGGUGAAUUCUAAAAGAUGCCUACCACCUAGUUACCUGGGCAGUUAAAAAUAGCAACGAUGAUCGUCUCGAAACCGAAAAAGUUCGAUCCGAUGGAAAAUAAUAAUCGCCGAUUAGGUUCAGUGAGCUUGGUCCUUGCGUGAAUUUACUUACCAGGUAGCUACCCCUAAUUAACACAGCAUCAAUUCUAUGGUUUUCUCUCUCCAGUAGUUAAAGCAUUUAAAGCUUCCCAAGCUCUCCCUUUCGUAAACAUUGGAUGGAUAC
Molecule: messenger RNA, 3018 nt
Organism: Hypoxylon fragiforme
Lineage: Eukaryota; Fungi; Ascomycota; Sordariomycetes; Xylariales; Hypoxylaceae
Product: P-loop containing nucleoside triphosphate hydrolase protein
Exons: 2
Coding region: 423-2594 (723 amino acids)
Biological process (GO): transmembrane transport; intracellular iron ion homeostasis
Cellular component (GO): mitochondrial inner membrane
Molecular function (GO): ATP binding; ATP hydrolysis activity; ABC-type transporter activity
Source: RefSeq, a predicted model, not a curated record